Messenger RNA from Mercenaria mercenaria, 1901 nucleotides. RefSeq names its product E3 ubiquitin-protein ligase XIAP-like. NCBI's taxonomy places the organism in Eukaryota, Metazoa, Mollusca, Bivalvia, Venerida, Veneridae. Bases 278 to 1045 code for a protein of 255 amino acids. The record is from RefSeq and is a predicted model, not a curated record. Gene Ontology annotation, cellular component: cytoplasm; nucleus. The transcript is spliced from 3 exons.
CGUAUUAUGUCAAAACUAACUGAAAUUUCCUAGGGGAUUUCACUUGAUCUUACAAAGUGACAGAGCUUUUUUGGGGGAAUUUCCCACUAUAAUGACUUUUACGUAUUGUCUAAAAAAAAAAGUAGCAAAAUUCGUUUCACGCAUGCGUAUUAUAUCAAAACUAACUGAAGUAUAUAAGGAUAUAAAAGGUUUGUUAACUUGGAGAAUAUGAUUUUUGAUCGAGCACAGUCGAUAUGUUUGUGACCGGAUAAAGUUAUGUGCACCAAAUUAUUGAAUAAUGGCUUCAAAACAUAGGCAAGCAAGGAGCCCUCGACAUAUUACAUCCGACUGUCAUAGAAGACCUCAGCUAAAUCCUCAACUGCUACAAAUGAUUGAAAGCAUUUUGCAAGUGCGACAACACAAUGACAUUGAAUUGUCUGUUUCUGAUAUGAUUUAUGAAGUAGUCCGCCAAUUCACAUUUGCUACCUAUCCAAGAAAAGGAAAACCUGAUAUAAGACUGUUCAUCAUCGCCGGAUUUUAUUAUACUGGAUACGGAGAUGAAGUUAUUUGCUAUUGCUGCAAUUUAACCGAAAGUGGAUGGGUCGAAAAUGAUAUUCCGACAGAGAUUCAUUUCAGAAAGUCUCCGAGCUGUGAUUUUUAUUUAAGAAAUUCAGAAGUCAACAUGCCAUUUUUUGAUUUGAUGGGCCAAGAGAGAUUGUGCACUCAGGAACAUGCACAAAUGGCGAAAACCCAAACUACAUUUUCUGAUCAUCCUGACCUGAUAAACACAAAGCAAUGUAGGCGGCUCGACUUCAACGCACCAACAAACUCUUCAACAAGAAAAGUUAAAAUCAAUGUAACGUGUGCCGACAGAGAAACACAUUCAAGUGAUCCAGGAGCAGAAAUGUGCACGUACGUGUGCAAAAUAUGUAUGGACAGUACAGCCUGUGUUGAAUUCCUACCAUGUGCGCAUCUGGCUUGUUGUAGUCCAUGUUCAUAUUAUAUUGACGUUUGUCCUGAAUGUAAACAAGGAAUAGAGAUGAAGAUAAACGUGUCAGAUGGUUGAAAUGGAAACAAUAGAUAAUAAAACACGCUUCACUUUGCUGUCUAUAUAAAUGAACAUUGGAAUUGCUUGAAGCGCAAAAAUGAGUAUGUCUUUUCCUGCUUUGAGAGUAAAUAAAAAGGCAUACUAGCCUUUUCUGGUACUUAGAAACGUUAUUUAUGUACAGCUGAUUAAUUCAACUUUUACCUAAACUAACUCUUAGUGUCUGUAUGAAAUAAUAAUUGUCAUUACAAAUUUUGCAUGUUAAAUUGCUGUGUGUUUAGUUCAUACGUCUUAUGACUUGUAACUUGGGUUUUGGCUGAGUAAAUAUUUGAAGCAAAUAUUUCUGACGCUUUCAUGGCACAUUUUCAUCAGACAGCUGAACCGUUCCUCCGUAUGCUCGGCAAGAAAAUGUCUGAAAAUAUUCUGCUGGAGCUACACCCACCGUGGAAUGAUACAAACAUGACAGAAAAAACAUCGUGAUAGAGACAAUGUAAUGCAACUUGAUAACACAUACAAACUACGAAAUACUGUGAUUAAUAUUUCUGAUUAUUAGACUUAAAUGUUAAAUUGCAAAAGAAAAAUAACCAUAAUCUAUGGGUUGUGUUUUAGCUCUGUUGUUUAACUUUAUAUAUUUAACGUAUGGAGAGCCUGUGAUUUUAUUACAUAUGUAUAAUCUGUUCAUGACGUAUUGCAUGUUUUAUUCAAUUGAUUUGCAAUCGAUUUGUUAGAAUUUAGCAUCUUUAUAAUGUUAUGCCUAUAUUAAAUAUAAAUCGUUAGAAACUGUAAUACAAAUGAUAGUUUUCAUGUGUUGUUUAGAAAAAUUAAUCGAGUUUCGUCCUCAAACAGAGCUUUCUUUAGAAUAUUUUUAUGUACUAAU